CGGGUGAAUAGGCGUCAGAGAGUGUGUUUUUGUGCGCACACACAGACAGAGCAUCCAUCUCUGCGAGUACAACAAACCCCAGUCUCAGCUGGGUGUAACGUGUGAACGAGAGGCUGAGCUCAGAGCCGAGGAGACAGGAGGAGGAGGGUGAAAGAGUCAGAGACCAGCAGAGCGUGGAGCAGGUUCCUUCUGCAGCCCUCGCACUCAGCCUCAGCAGACAUGCUGCCCAACUUCGCCGGCAACUGGAAGAUGAGGAGCAGUGAGAAUUUUGAUGAACUUCUCAAAGUCCUGGGCGUGAACGCCAUGCUGAGGAAGGUUGCCGUGGCAGCGGCCUCCAACCCUCAAGUGGAGAUCCGCCAGGAUGGCGAGCAGUUCUACAUUAAAACGUCCACCAGCGUGCGCACCACCGAGAUCAACUUCCGCAUGGGUGAAGAGUAUAACGAGGAGACUGUGGACGGACGCAAGUGCAAGAGCCUGGCCACCUGGGAGUCGGAGAACAAGAUCCACUGUAAGCAGACGCUGGUGGACGGUGACGGACCCAAGACCUUCUGGACCCGAGAGCUGAAAGGGGACGAGCUCAUACUGACGUUUGGGGCAGAUGACGUCGUGUGCACAAGGAUUUAUGUACGGGAGUGAAGCUCUGCAGCCUUCAUCAGGAUUAAUCCCAUUUAGACCAGUCGUGCUAACGAGUUAACUCAUCUACUAAGU
Messenger RNA from Nematolebias whitei (Rio pearlfish), 708 nucleotides. It is a transcript of the gene crabp1a, whose product is annotated as cellular retinoic acid binding protein 1a. The transcript is spliced from 4 exons. Gene Ontology annotation, biological process: fatty acid transport. Gene Ontology annotation, molecular function: fatty acid binding. Gene Ontology annotation, cellular component: nucleus; cytosol. Bases 220 to 636 code for a protein of 138 amino acids. Lineage: Eukaryota; Metazoa; Chordata; Actinopteri; Cyprinodontiformes; Rivulidae. The record is from RefSeq and is a predicted model, not a curated record.